AUGAGGCUAGUGGUAGUAUUAGUUUUAAUUACAUUCAUUGUCGUAGCACAAGCACGACGGCUUCCCGAAAAAAAUGAAAAACCGGUAGAUAAACCAAUAGAGAAAGAAAAGGAACAAUUAGUCGACCAGCAAGAUGCCGCUUCAGAACAUAAGAAAGAACCGAGCCAGAAUAGCGAACAUAAAAGGGGCGGAGGUAAAGAGCAUCACGCGGACCACUUAGAUGAACACGAGGAAAAGGGUUACAAGGCAUACGAAGGCCAUCAUCACGAAGAAGAAGGAAAAAAAGGCCACCACGACAGGGAGCAACACAAAGGCGAAUAUGACGACCACGGCAGCCACAAAAAGGAACAUCAUCACGGACACGGUCAUUAUCAUGAACAUCAUAGGGGUGAUAAAGGUGAGAAAGGCCACAAGUACGAAGAGAAGGGACAUUAUAAUAAAGGACAUUCGACAAAAGGACACCACGAAGUCCAUAAACUAGAUGAAUUUAAGAAAGACAAAACUUUCUUUCAUCAAGACGGAGACUCUGCUCAUGAAGAGCACCACGGUGGUUUUCAUGAAGAACAUGGCCAUAAAAAAGGAGGUCACUUCAAGAAAGGGCACCUCGACGGUAGGCAUCAUGAACACGAACAUGGAGAAAAGGGUCAUCACGAGAAAGGAGGACACCAUCACGCGCAUAAAGGCCAUAAACAUUCCGGAGGUCAUGAUGAGCAUCAUCACCGUCACCACGAUCACGCCCAGAAAGCAGGAAUCGAACAUCACAAGAAACAUGUAUAUAAAGAAGGUCAUUGA
Messenger RNA from Maniola jurtina (meadow brown), 792 nucleotides. Its product is annotated as histidine-rich glycoprotein-like. The record is from RefSeq and is a predicted model, not a curated record. The coding region runs from base 1 to 792 and encodes 263 amino acids. The transcript has a single exon. NCBI's taxonomy places the organism in Eukaryota, Metazoa, Arthropoda, Insecta, Lepidoptera, Nymphalidae.